UAAAGCAAGAGUGCUGCCAUGCAGCUAAGGCAGACACUUCAGUCACCGAUGAGUCAGAAGAUUGUGAGUUCAAACUUCAGCACACAUUGUCUCGGCCAACAUUCCCAGUGCAACAUUAGGAGGCUCUGUAUCCUGCUCCCUCUUUCAGGAGAAAAAAGUCUUCAAAGCAGCAUAAAAUUUCUUUUUUGUGAUCUGCCCAAUUUUUAACCCUUAAUCAAAAUUAUAUAAAACCAAGCAGUGAGAUAAAAACUAAUGCAUCACUUACUGAAAACCUGCGUGUGCAUUUACACCAUGAUCAGAACUGAAAAAAUGGGGGCAAGCAGCACCAAUACGAACAGGUGCGGGAUUUUCGCACAGCGCCAUUUUAUCGCAGUUAUUUAAAAGCAGAGUAAUUUCCAUCCCAGUGUAUUUUCUGCAUCAUCACUUCUUUAUUUGUGAGAACUGUAUUUAUUUAAGUGCAAGAUUCAGGUACAGCUGGGGAGGGGAGCUUACAUUACAAGACUUGUAAUUGAAUUGCCCGGCGUCGAAGCCAUCACCUGCGCCUGGCACUGUCAAUCAUCCGCACCGAGCAGCUGAGCCCAUCCUCGAGAGAGCGCGGAAACUUGUUUUUAUCGCAGGGGCUCGCAUUGUGGCCGUGAGGUUUUGUCAGUUUCUUAUAACAUACCCGGUGCGUCGUUUUACAAAGCGGUUCUCCUAACCUAAUGGCGGGGGCAGGAAGAGAUUUGCAAGCGCGCCGGCCUCUUGUUUGCAAAUUAUCCGAACAGGGCGAACAGGCCGGUAAAGCCCGGGAGCUCGAUUUCUCUGUGGCGGCUGUGCUGCCCGCGGGCGGUAGCGGGGAGAGAAUGGGAUCGGCAACCCCGAAGCAAUUUUGCCAGCUCUUGCAGAGACCGCUCAUCAGCCUCACCCUGGAAGCUUUUGAGAGAGUUCAUUGGAUAAAAGAAAUUGUGGUCGUGGUGUCACAACAGAACUUUGAAUUGAUGAAUGCUGUAAUAGGCCAAUACGGUCACUCACGGGCAACGGUUGUUGUAGGUGGGCUUACUCGACAUCAGUCUAUUUUUAAUGGGCUGAAAGCAUUUGUGGAAAAUGAGCCUCAUCAGUCGUGGCUGGAGAAACCUGAAGUGGUAAUCAUCCAUGAUGCAGUGAGACCUUUUGUGGAAGAAGACAUCCUCUACAGAGUGGCCACUGCAGCAAAAGAGCAUGGGGCUGCAGGGGCUAUCAGACCACUUGUUUCCACUGUCGUUGCAACAAACCCAGAAGGCUACCUUGACCAUUCACUGGAACGUGCCAAAUACAGGGCGAGUGAAAUGCCUCAAGCCUUCACAUUUGAUGUCAUUUACAGAGCUUAUGAGCAGUGCACAGAUUAUGAUUUUGAGCAUGGGACUGAGUGUCUUCACUUAGCUUUGCAGUACUGUGGCAUCUCUGCAAAGCUCUUUGAUGGACCACCUGAUCUGUGGAAGGUGACAUACAAACGGGACCUCUAUGCAGCUGAAUCAAUUGUCAAGGAAAGUCUUUCCAAGAGUGUUUGUAUCAUCACUGGAAUGCAAGAAGAACCAAUUCAAUUAGGCAUUUUGCUACAAGAGGUCUUACAACUGGUGAUAAAGCAGGUGAAUUUGCUGAAGUGGUCAUUGAGCAAAGAGAGCCACUGUAUUCAGGCCAUCUCCUCAGGACUACAUUAUAACUUUAUCUAUAUAAAUGUCAACAACUUCAAAAUACUUCAGGAAAUUGUGCAGCUGGUGGAAGCAAUUGAAAAUGUUAAGCUUUCAGCUUUGUAUCCUGUGGCUGUGACUGUGGUACACUUGAACAAUACAGAAGCUUCAUCUUCCUGUAUUCAAAUGAAUGAUUUUACUAAUAUCAAAAAGCUGGCAAAGGAAGCAAAUGGAAAAAAUAUUCUCAUUUAUAAUCUACUGAUUAAUUAUACCCAGAGUAAAGACAAAGUUCAAGAAUCCGUGAAACAAGGAGCCUCAAUCAUUGAAUCAUUAAUAAAGCAACGAAGCCCUGCUCUAACUGGACAGUUCCUUGUGAAAGCUGAGAAGAUUGAACAUGGAGACAAGUCUCAAAGAGAUCCAAGAUGUGCCAGGGAUGAAAGGAAAGAGCUGGAACCACCUUAAUUAGUAGUUCAACUGUACUUUGACAGUGUCAUUUGAAUUAUAUACAUAUAGAUGUUUAAAUGUGACAUUUCUUUGAUUUACGGAUAUUCUUGCUGCAAAAAG
Messenger RNA from Pristis pectinata (smalltooth sawfish), 2210 nucleotides. It is a transcript of the gene crppa, whose product is annotated as CDP-L-ribitol pyrophosphorylase A. Gene Ontology annotation, cellular component: cytosol. Gene Ontology annotation, molecular function: D-ribitol-5-phosphate cytidylyltransferase activity. The record is from RefSeq and is a predicted model, not a curated record. The transcript has 11 exons. NCBI's taxonomy places the organism in Eukaryota, Metazoa, Chordata, Chondrichthyes, Rhinopristiformes, Pristidae. The coding region runs from base 702 to 2108 and encodes 468 amino acids. Gene Ontology annotation, biological process: protein O-linked glycosylation via mannose; isoprenoid biosynthetic process.